AUGCAGCGUGUGCAGAGAAUCACGGGCCGCUUCCUUACGAGGACGCCCAACGAGGCUGAUGUCGAGGCCAUGUUGAAGGACUUCAAUGAUUCCAAGGCAAUGCUGGAAAAGGUGGAAGCUUGCGCGAAGCAAUGGCGUGAUGCAUGGACAAACAUUCUCAACCACCAACUCGCCACGGUGGAGAACAUGUACACCAUUUUCAAACCUCUUGGUGGUGAAGGGACGACCGCACAUGUUGCAGCCGAAACACCACAGUCCACGCUGGAAAGGGUUCACGGACUGCACGAUGCCUUUGCAGAGCUGAAGACGGACAUGAUGGAAGAAGUCAAGGACAUCGAUAGGAAGCUGGUUAUACCCGCAAAGCUCGCCAGAGAUGCGCUCAAGCCCAUGGAGAAGGCCAUCAAGAAGCGCGAGGAUGCCAAGGUCGACUACGAACGCUACAAGAGCCGCUGUGAAGCGUUACAGAAGAAGGGCACCCGCUCUGAGCGUGAAAAUCAUGCCCUGGCCAAGCAUGAAGCCGACCUCGAGCGCUCCACAGCUGCCUACCAGCUCAGCGACGAGAACCUUCGCCAUCGUCUACCUCGUCUCAACGCAGCCACUUUCUCCAUCCUACCCCACCUUCUCACAAACCAGAUCGUAUUACAGAACAAUCUGAUUGGGAACUUGUACACUGUACUGCAUCAAUACUCGCACGGACAGGGAUACCCAGAUCCACCACCCGAACCUGAAGAGGUCAUCCCGGUCUGGGACUCGGCUUUUACCCCCUUGCGCAAGGAGAUGGAGGCAGAGCUGGGACUCCUGAGGACAGGCAAAGCGGUACACUUGCCAAUGAGAUUACCAGACAAGGGCGACACUUUGACCGGGUUGGGCAUCAGGAAUAAAGUCUUGCCCGGCCGUCGGGUCAGCAGCAGCGACGGCGUUCAGACGCUAACACAACGUCCCGCGCGGCCUACAACAACUCUCACAUCGCCAGCAGAGGAUGGUGCACCACCCGUCAGUUUGUCCAAUAAGCCUUCUUACAGCUCUCUGAGCGCUUCCCAGCCGAGGAUACCGUCCAGUUCGCCGCACCUGACACCAGGUUCAGACAGUUAUGGCCGACGUGCCUCGUCAACAUCGCAAGCAUCUUCCUACUCGAACGGUACAAACGGUAAUGACUACUUCAACAAUGUCAUAUCAAAAAUAUCAUCAAACAACUCCACAGCAUCAACACCGGGCCACUCCCCAAAUCCAGCUGCAGGCAAGAAAAAGCCGCCGCCACCACCCCCGAAGAAAAUCGGCUCUUUUCAAUCUGACUAUGUCAUAGCCAUGUACGACUUUGACAGCCACACGGCCGGCGAUCUAUCAUUCCGGGAGGGUGACCGUAUCCGCGUGCUCAAGAAGACGGAAAGCUCGCAAGAUUGGUGGGAAGGAGAGGUUCAUGGGAUGAAGGGUAGCUUUCCAGCAAACUAUUGCAAGUGA
Messenger RNA from Plenodomus lingam JN3, 1458 nucleotides. RefSeq lists its product as uncharacterized. Gene Ontology annotation, cellular component: Rvs161p-Rvs167p complex; medial cortex; actin cortical patch. Gene Ontology annotation, biological process: actin cortical patch localization; endocytosis; plasma membrane tubulation. The record is from RefSeq and is a predicted model, not a curated record. Gene Ontology annotation, molecular function: lipid binding; protein binding. NCBI's taxonomy places the organism in Eukaryota, Fungi, Ascomycota, Dothideomycetes, Pleosporales, Leptosphaeriaceae.